AUGGCGGCCGGGAGCCGGUGCUCGGUAGGCGGUGGCGGCGGCGCGCUGGCCGAUGCCCGCUGGGCGCCGCGUGCUCCUUAUGAAGGGCGCCGGCCGGGCCACCUGAACCGGCGGUUAAUGAUUGGCGGCGCCGCCAAGAAAAUGCUGGGCCAGACCUCAGGAUGCUGGACAGUGUCCAGGCAGCUCCCACCUUAUUCACUCCAGGACUUUGGGUAAACUCUUCCCCUCUGCAAUCUUCAGUUUGCCCAUCUGGAAAGUGAUGGACUGUACCAGGUUCCUGGGUUGAGCUCCUCUGAGGAUGAGAGCCUUUCUUCCGUGAACAGACGGACGUCUCUGACGAGGGUCCUAAAGCACAGCACCCCAGAGGGAGCUGCCCCCAGCUGGCACUCAGGGCUGCUGGGCGAUGUCCCCUCACUCCAGGAAGGGGGCUCUGCAGGCGGGUCCCCCCUGCCUGUGCGCUCCCCCCGGGACCUCUCUUCGUCCCCGGGAGAGCUCAGCCCCAAGGCCCCCCUCAGAAAGAGGCGGCUUUCCACCAUCCGGGCUUCUGAGGUGUCCAGUGGGCCGCUAGGAUCCAACUCGGACCCCUUUGCUUUUGAAGAAGAUCCUCCCGUGCCAGCCUCGGUUACCCGGCGGCGGCGGCGGCGGCAGCAGCAGCAGCGGCGGCGCAGGUCCCCCCGAGCAAGGAGCUCGCCACCAAACUUGGGAUUGCCCGGGAUCCCGAACACAGCCAGGAGGAGGCCACGGGACCUGCAGAGGCUGGCUGCUGCGACAGAGCGAGUGAGGCAGUGGGAGAUCCACCUGCUUCAGAGCAUUGAGGAGGCCACCCAGCACGAACUCACCAUCGAAGACGACUGA
Molecule: messenger RNA, 855 nt
Organism: Kogia breviceps (pygmy sperm whale)
Lineage: Eukaryota; Metazoa; Chordata; Mammalia; Artiodactyla; Physeteridae
Source: RefSeq, a predicted model, not a curated record